AUGGCUGCUUUGUGCCACACACGGCGUGCUUUGGUCGAGAUCCCAGCUCCACAGCCCAAAAUAGAAGGUCGCAUGAGGAGAUCGUAUCUGGAAAUACUGGGAGCGCGUUUAACUCCAACACCAAGAGGCAGAAUCCCAACGACAGCUGUCCCCCGCAGGCUACACUCAAUGGACUUGUGGAGUGGGAGAAUCCAGGCACAAUGUGACAAAAUGGACGACGAGCACACACCAAUCUCGAAACGGCAGCUAGUGCAACUCCUCCGCUCUCUCAUCUUAGUAGAACAGAGCCAAGAGCCGAGAGUCCUUGCGUCGGACCUGAAGUUUCUCCAAGACGAUUUGCAGCUGAAGAAAGCCAAUGUUUACAGGUCCAUCCCCUACUCCAGACUUGGCUCAAACAGGGAUGCACAUUGCUACAGAAAGGCCUACCCACAUCUCCUGGCCUUCAGAGUUUCUUGUCAAGAAUGGGGCCAAGUAUUAUUACAAAACAAGGAGUGUGACGUGGUGUUGGAGCACACGUUGAUUGCCUGGAGGUUCACCAGCGAGCUCCCUCAGUGGGACACUUCCAGUCACAACACGCUCAGAGAACAGUGCUUCAGUGUUUUAGCGUCCCAGAGUCAAGCUGCUUUACAACACUACAGGCCCACAGCCAGCAGGGGGCAAGAGCUGUUACGGAGAUUCAAAAUGGCACAGCAACAAUCACAUGCCAUCACGCCUUGUAUUGUGACACUGGAGAGGAUUCUCAGGGACUCCAUGGAUACAAAAUUAACUAAUAUGAACUUUUAA
Molecule: messenger RNA, 783 nt
Organism: Knipowitschia caucasica
Lineage: Eukaryota; Metazoa; Chordata; Actinopteri; Gobiiformes; Gobiidae
Source: the annotation of a GenBank genome assembly